This is a messenger RNA of Galeopterus variegatus (Sunda flying lemur), 3085 nucleotides long. Its product is annotated as centrosomal protein of 192 kDa-like. The record is from RefSeq and is a predicted model, not a curated record. Gene Ontology annotation, biological process: mitotic spindle assembly; centriole replication; centrosome duplication. The annotation marks the transcript as partial. Gene Ontology annotation, cellular component: centriole; cytoplasm; pericentriolar material. The transcript is spliced from 23 exons. Gene Ontology annotation, molecular function: protein kinase binding. Lineage: Eukaryota; Metazoa; Chordata; Mammalia; Dermoptera; Cynocephalidae.
GUAAAAACAGACAAGAAAGAUGUUCUUGAUUUUGGUGACUUGACUUACGGAGGCUGGAAAGCUCUCCCAUUAAAACUGAUAAAUAGGACACAUGCCACCGUGCCAAUCAGACUGAUUAUUAAUGCUGAUGCGAUAGCCUGGCGCUGCUUCAUGUUUUCCAAGGAACCCAUCUGUGCUUCUGUGAAAGCUGCUCCUUGUGCUGAUGUAGUCACUCAGCUGGCAGCCACUUCUGUGGUCAGUCACCUGAUGCCUGCCAGUUACGAUGGACAGGAUCCAGAAUUUCUGAUAAUUUGGGUUCUUUUCCAUAGUCCAAAGAAACAAACCAGUUUUUCAGAGAUUCUAGACUCAGCAGAAGAAUUCUUGGCAAGAGUUGAUAUAGAAGUUGACAGCCCAAACCCUACACCAGUUCUUAGAAGCGUUGGUCUCCGGGCAAGAGCAGGAGUAGCUAGGAUACAUGCUCCGAGGGACUUACAGACUAUGCAUUUGUUGGCCAGUGUGGAUUCCUUAACAAAGCAACACUUACCUUUGAAAAAUGCUGGGAAUAUUGCAGUUUAUUUAGACAUCAAGGUCCCAGAACAAGGAAGUCACUUUUCAGUGGAUCCAGAGACUCUAUUCCUUAAACCUGGAGAAGAACGUGAAGUUAUAGUUUCAUUUAUUCCAAAGGAUCUCAAAGUCUGUGAGGAAAGGAUCUUGAAAAUAUUUGUCCAGCCAUUUGGACCUCAGUAUGAAGUAGUAUUAAAAGGCGAAGUAAUAGUUUCUCCAGGAAGUAAACCUCUGCCACCUGGAUCUUGCUGCUCAGAUAUUCCAUCAAUUUUGUCCAACAAGCAGUUUCUGGCUUGGGGAGGUGUCCCUCUUGGAAGAACACAGCUUCAGAAACUAGCUUUAAGAAAUAAUUCUACAUCUGCAACCCAACACUUACGACUGCUUAUUAGAGGACAAGAUCAGGACUGCUUUCAGCUUCAGAGUACCUUUGGUGUAGAAGAGCGAUUGACCAGUAACUGUGAGAUCAGAAUUGGCCCGAAAGAAGACAUUAUCAUCUCUGUAUUAUUUGCACCUACUCGAUUAUCUUGUAUGUUGGCUAAACUAGAAAUCAAACAGCUUGGAAAUCGAUCCCAACCAGGCAUUAAGUUCACAAUACCUUUGUCUGGAUAUGGAGGAACAAGUAAUCUCAUUUUGGAAGGUGUUAAAAAAUUAUCUGACAGUUAUAUGGUAACAGUGAAUGGCUUAAUACCUGGCAAAGAAAGUAAAAUUGUUUUUUCUGUCCGCAACACUGGCUCUCGUGCAGCUUUUGUUACAGCAGUAGGUUUUAAGGAUUCUCAGAAAAAAGUUUUGCUGGAUCCUAAAGUAUUAAGGAUUUUUCCAGAUAAAUUUGUGCUCAAGGAAAGAACACAAGAAGAUAUUACUUUAAUAUAUAAUCCAUCAGACAGAGAGAGCUGUUAUAAAACUGGAACGGAACUGUCAACUAUAUACUUCUUUGGUGGAGAUGAAAUUUCAAGACAGCAGUAUCGAAGAGCCCUAUUACAUAAACCAGGGAUUAUAAAACAGAUACUUCCAGAACAUAGUGUGCUGCAAAGCAUGAAUUUUGCUGAAACAUUUCAAGAUGAGCGACUAGUAACUGAAGUGUAUGAUCUUCCCCAACGGCCUAAUGAUGUUCAGCUCUUUUAUGGAAACAUGCGUAAAAUUAUACUUUCAGUAAUUGGAGAAUUCAGAGAUUCCAUUUCUAGCAGAGAAUUUCUUCAGCCUUCUUCCAAAGCUAGCUUGGAAUCUAAAAGUGAAUCAGAAACUUCUGGAAAACAUAGUGGCAAUGUCUCUUUGGAUGUUUUACCAGUUAAAUGUCCUCAAGAUUCUCUUCUCUCACAAGCUGUUCACCCACCUCAAGAAAAAUCAGUCACUGAAGAGAUAUGGACUGUCCAACCUGAACACUUGAUUUUGGUAGCUCCUUCUCCUUGUGACGUGGCAAAGACUGGACGCUUCCAGAUUGUAAAUAAUUCUGUUAGUUUACUGAAAUUUGAGCUGUACUGGCCGGCUCAUUGCCUCACAGUCACACCACAACAUGGAUUUAUUGCACCAGAGAGUAAACUACAAAUUCUUGUGAGUCCGAAUUCCUCCUUAUCCACGAAACAGUCAAUGUUCCCAUGGAGUGGUUUGAUCUAUAUACAUUGUGACAAAGGACAGAAGAAAAUUGUGAAAGUUCAAAUUCGGGAAGAUUUGACUCAGGAAGAGCUUUUAACUCGUUUGGCCUCCAGCUCAUGUGGAAUUCUUCCUUCAGCAUCUGAGCCUUCAAUUAGUCAUUUGGUAAAACCGAUAACAAAACCACCUUCCACGAAGGUUGAAAUAAGAAACAAGACUGUUACUUUUCCUGUGACAGAACCUGGUAAAACUUCAGAGAGCUGGCUGGAGCUCGAGAAUCAAGGCACCACAGCUGUGAAGUGGCACCUGUCGUCUUUAGCGCCACCUUAUGUCAAGGGAGUUGAUGAAAGUGGAGAUAUUUUUAGAGCUACCUAUUCAGCAUUCAGAUGUUCUCCUAUUUCUGGUAUACUGGAAAGUCACAGAAUGCAAAGGGUCUCCAUCACAUUUUUGCCCAGAGAUAGGGGGGAUUAUGCCCAGUUUUGGGAUGCUGAGUGUCACCCACUUAAAGAGCCUCACAUGAAACACACGCUGAGAUUUCAGCUGUCUGGACGAAGUGUCAAAGCAGAAAAUGAAUCUGAAGGUGCAUGCGUGUCCAUGGCCACCCUCGCUAAAAUAGAUAAUUUAGUUAAGCCCCGAAGACAAGCUGUGUCAGCAGCUUCUGCUCUCAUACCUGGGCAGCUUGAUUUGACUCACCGUGGAGUUUAUGCCCCGGAAGAUAUGUACAGGUUUCUCCCAACUAGAGUGGGGGAAUCAAGGACGCUGAAGGUCAAUUUGCGAAACAAUUCUUACAUUACACACGUGCUGAAGUUUUUAAGUCCCAGAGAGCCUUUCUACGUCAAACAUUCCAAAUAUUCUUUGAGGUGAGUUUAUCAUAAAUCAUAACAUCCUCAUCAGUGGUCCAGGACUUUUCCCUUGGGACUUAGAGCUCAUGAGGUCUCCUCUGUUGUAGCCAUUC